Molecule: messenger RNA, 1119 nt
Organism: Falco peregrinus (peregrine falcon)
Lineage: Eukaryota; Metazoa; Chordata; Aves; Falconiformes; Falconidae
Gene: NRSN2
Product: neurensin 2
Exons: 2
Biological process (GO): nervous system development
Cellular component (GO): neuronal cell body; transport vesicle; neuron projection
Source: RefSeq, a predicted model, not a curated record
CAUGUGCACCUCGGCACCAGGGCAGGAGCCCCUGUGGGUGCUGCUGCAGGAGGGGGGUGGCUGUGGGUCCCUGGGUCCUGCCACCCUCCCCAUAGCCUGGACCACUCCCCCUGUGCCCCACAGGCCUGAUGCCCACCUGUGAGCUGGACUGCAGUUGCGGCUGCGGGCCCAGCGUGGCGCAGGGGAAGUGGUAUGGGGUCCAUUCCUACCUCCACCUCUUCUAUGAGGACUGUACCGGGGCCAGGUCCAGUGAAGACGGGGACAAGGAUGGGUCCUGACCCCCGGAGCCUGGCCCCCCCCUCAUCUGGAAGGUGAGCUUCUUCACAGGGACCUUGCUCCUGCUUGUGGGGGCUGCCAUGCUGGCUGCUGGCUCCCUGGUGCCCCCAAAGCUGGAGGGGAUCAUGGUGGAGGAGUUUGUGGUGCUAGAUGUGCAGGUGGUGCGGUACAACCACGCACUGGGGAUGUGCUGGCUGGUGGGCAUGGUGCUGUGCGCGAUGGCUGGAGCGCUGGGAGCCAUUGGGCUCCUCUCUUGUGCGCUGGCCCCACGCUGCCCUCAGGAAGAGGAACAGCAGCUCUCACCCAUCCUGUGGGGCAGCCCCCCGCCACAUGUGGUCCCCUGCCGCCCAGUGGGGACAGCGAUGCCCUUUGACACCUCCUGCUUUUACGGCAUCCAGCCCCGGCCCAGCACCUGGGGCCAGGGGUGUGAUGGGUGAUGGCUGGCAUGGGGCCAAGCUGUGCUGCACCCUGGAACCAGCUGGAUCACCUGGAGCUGGUUUGUGGCCAGCACUACAGGACAUCUGGCUCAGUCCUGGCAUGGCCACCAUGUCCUGCCAUCCCCUGGCCCUGCGGCUCCUGCACCCCGGCUUCUGCAGAGCAGUAAAAGGUGCCAAGAAAUCCCUUUGCUGGUGGCUCAAUGGCUGUUGCUGUGUCUGUGUCCAAACCCCCGUGAGCGCCAGGUUACGUGUGACGGCCACCGCCUGCCCCCACCGCCAGCAGCACCUCGUUCAGUUUGGUGUGGAACGGGAUCAGAACCUGGGAAUGAAACCAUUUGGCCCAGUUUCACUGCUGGAGGCUGCUGAGGCUGCUGCUGGUGGCUGCCAGUACAGUGGUGGGCACCCA